CGCACCAAGCUGAGAAUCUUCAUGAAGACAAGCAGAAAAAUGGUGCUGCUGUGCUCUUCAGUGCUGUCGCUGGCAACCCUCCUGCCCAUCUCGCUGAAGAGACGCGAGGGACUGGGUCCAUCUUUGCUCACAACUAGCACGAAUGUUAGCUUGCCCCACAGAGGGGAAGGCAAGGUGUCAGACCCGAAGGAGGCCCAAAGAGAUGCACCAAGUGAAGUUCAGACGGAUGAGGAGACGACGGUGACACAGGAAGCCUCAACAUCUUCUGCGGUGACGUCAAGUGCUGGAGUGGUUUUGGAGGAAUUUCCUACCACACCAUUUGUGCUAGAGAAUGCCACAAAAGACUUGGAGGAAUUUUCGACAUCGUCUCCUUCAGGACCAUCGACUACUACCACAGCAGUCUCGCAGGCCAAAGUGCCAGCAAGCCGGCCGGCGUGUUACGUGAGAAUGAGGUUUUGCCGUGCUUGGGAGGGCCUUGCUGGCAUACUUCGGUAUAAUCAGCAUGUUUUAGCUGCCGCCGUGAAGUACAACUGUGCCUACGUUUGCGAGCCAGUUCCCAAUUGGAAAACGGCGAGUCAUGACACUGGAGCCGUUGACGAUUUGUUCGGGUGCAUUGAUGGCAGGGCCGUUGGGGAUCCACGGCGUAUUGCCUCGGCAAGAAGUGUGCUGAAGCUGCCAGUGGUGAAUGCCCAGUUUCGAAUUGAUGACAAAUUCCUCACCCGCUACAAGACGACUGGCAGAGUCAAAGAACACUUGGUUACUGGUCCAGCCAUCUCUUUGAAUCCGCGGCCGAGCAGAUUAGCGGUGUACCAGCUGACGUGCCCCAUUGCCAGCCGUGUGGUUUCUUACGAGGUCACCUACCCCUGGCUGCGGGAACAGUUCGCGGCCGCACGGGGUACUCGUGAUGAGCAGCUCAUUUGGCGAUUUGGAAACUUUCGGUGGAGGAUAGCCAUACAACUGAGGCGUGGGGAUCGGCCAAGCCAAUGCCCUUUAGGUAUCUACCUCAAUGCCUUGAGAGGCUUGCUGAGAGCUCUCCCAUGUCUAACAGAAGACAACACAGAGAUCAUUGUGGUGGGUGAGAUGGACACAGAGACACCGGAGUUUGAUCCACUGAAGCAUCUCAACGUGCACUUCCUCUCGGGGAGGAAGACCAGAGGCAAGACGGCCAAGCAACGCUUGGUGCGUGACCUGGACCACUUGUCCACCUCCAACAUUCUCAUUCUGGGAGGUGGAGGUGGCUUCGCAGGCUUGGUGGGCGCAUUACAGGUUGAAGGUGGCACUGUGCUGCAUGCACGGACACAAAACUUUGCCCUCGAUGGCGUGCCUCAUGCGCAUAAGCUUGACGAUAGUGGCCGCUUCAUGUGUGCUUAUGACCUGAAGCCCUUGGUGCGCACCAUCAUGGGCACCGAUUUGGAGAGUCUUAGCCACAUGGCGCCACAGAGUGCCGAGUUUCUGCAAAAGGUGGAAAAGAGUCUGGAAGAGUACCAGGUGUGGUACGAAGCGCAUGGCCAGCCUGGAAACCUGAACUUCAGCUUGCAGGAGGUGCCGCCGUGCAAACUGAACCGCAGCAAAUUUGUGGAUCCCACUGGCCAGCUUCCAUUUUGAGCUUCAAAAAACCCUUAGAGCUUGGAAACAGCCUGGGCUUGCAAAGCGAGCACCGAAGAGAAGACAAGCGGCCUGGGAUGUGGGGCGUGUCCUCAGCAGAAGCGGUGGAAAAGAUUCGUGCCGGUUGAUGUAACUUCUGCUCGUCAUUGCUUCAAGC
Messenger RNA from Durusdinium trenchii, 1762 nucleotides. The record is from the annotation of a GenBank genome assembly. Lineage: Eukaryota; Dinophyceae; Suessiales; Symbiodiniaceae.